Molecule: messenger RNA, 885 nt
Organism: Anopheles darlingi
Lineage: Eukaryota; Metazoa; Arthropoda; Insecta; Diptera; Culicidae
Exons: 3
Coding region: 150-737 (195 amino acids)
Source: RefSeq, a predicted model, not a curated record
GGCCAGGACAGAGAGUAGGCUUUGCCCCAUGGUUGCCGUGCACUUUGCCUUUGGUUUGGUAGUCGGGUCUCAGCGAUCCAAGCAAGCGUUGCUCUGUCGAUUCUUUGCCUCGUGCGUGCGACCGUGUUGUGGAGCUGUUGGAAACGGAAAUGGAAAUGGAUGCCACCGUGGCAAAGACACUCGCCGGUUUGGACGAGCUGCUGGCAAGAGCAGAGGCCAGUUUGAGCGAUGCGGCCACCAUCAAUGCCGAGCUGGACGCUUUGGAUAGGAGUGGCGCGCAUGCGAUACGGUCGGCCGAGGAGGUGCUCAACAGGCGCAACAUAGCGAUCCAUCACGUCUCGGGAGGGGUCUUCUGGCCACGAGACAUCGCAAAAGUGUUAGUACAGCUGUACUCGAAGCGCGGACUCGCCAACUUGCGGCUUCAGUGGUGCGUGGACGGCACUUUUACGGGCAGAGUUCCGUAUCAAAAGCACUGCUGGCUGCUGAUGUGUCGCGCACUGCCACGGGGGCCAGUACUUACGGCUGGCGCCUUUGUCGGCGAACAUCAACCGGCAGAUGCAGACUUUCUGCAGUGGUUCGUGGCAAGCGCGAACGAAGCGGUCCGGACCGGGCUGCCGACCGGGCGCGGCGACGGAUCGUGCGUCCCCCUUGAACUGGCGCACUUCAUCGGGGAUGUGGCUGCACGUGCCCUGGCGAUGGGUAAGACUCUACACUUUUCAUUUCCUCUUGGGAGCUAACCCAACAUGCUCAUCCUGUUCCUUCUUACCCGCCGUCGUGUUUUAGGAACUAAGUGUAGUGGGUACGAUGCUUGCCCGAAAGGGCAUUGCGAAACCGUAAUGGUAGGCCAUGUACCGUACUACCCUUUAGAAGAAGGUCCGGAGCGGG